AUGUCUGUGCUGAUCGUGACGAGUCUGGGGGACAUCGUGGUGGACCUGAACACCGAUCGCUGCCCUCUGACCUGCAAGAACUUUCUCAAGCUCUGCAAGUAAGCCCUUAAACCCCCUCCUCCCCUGCUACCCUUGAUUUUUUUUCUUGCAUUUGUGCUUUUCACGUCUGCAUUUGGCCUUUGUUUGUUCCUUCAUGGUGACCUCUGAAGAUCUGAGCAUGUUAAACCCAAUGGGUUUUUAUCAUCCCGGUCGUUUCCUUGUUCUGUCCUCACACUCGUCGGCACGGAGAAACCUGUUGGGGUUGUGUGUGGCCACGGAGAGAUUUGCAGAGAAGAUGUAGGGAACGAUCUCAAUUCGUUUGUCUGUUGCAAUGUCCUUGUAGAUGAUGGGGGACAUCGAGUGUGGGGAACGUCAGAAUAUCUUUAAAUAUCAAAACCAAUGUAAUGAAAGGGAUAUCCAUGCAUGUAAUCCUUUUAACCGAUAGGAUAUGUAGCACAGUUAACCAUGCUACCCCCCCUUCAAACCCAUAUGUAAAUACCAUAUCUCUUUUGCUCUCUCUGUAGAGACAUAGCCAAAGGGACCCCUAUUUCUGGGAGGUUUAACUCCCACGGAGCUCACAUGCUGGUCGUCUCUGGUAAAUUUAGUUUAUGCAACCUUGGAUUGCAAAACACUUUCCGAAUCAAGGAAAGUGACCCAUCUCGUGGUUUAUUGAAAUAGUAGUACAUGUUAUUUCUCUCCAUUUUCUAGUUAGAUGUUUUUCAUUUCAUAGUCCCAAUAUUUCUCGCUGAGUACAUGUAGUGACAUUUUUUACGUAUCCAUUUGCCCUUGGAUAUCCAGGAUUAAGUACUACAAUGGUUGUUUAUUCCACAAAGUUCAAAAAGACUUCAUUGCACAAGCUGGUGACCGUACUGGUACUGGCACUGCUGGUGAAUCAGUGUACAAGUGAGUACCUUUACAGUUUUAUGGUCUGCAGAAUCUCUUACUUUUGCUCUGAUUUGCGCAUGCCAAAUGAUAUUUUCAUUGUUUUCAUAUAUUGAUCGUCAAAUAUUGAGUGCCUUUACAGUUUUAUGGUCUGCAGAAUCUCUUACUUUCGCUCUGAUUUGAGCAUGCCAAAUGAUAUUUUCAUUGUUUUCAAAUAUUGAUCGUCAAGUGAUCUUGUAAUCUUGCAAAUGUGAUCCAUAGUUGAGGCAGGCAUCACGUGAAGUAAGGCCUGUCUGAUAUGCUGGAAGCCCCCCUCUCAGGGGAAGCUUCUUCCCAGUGCAACUGUCUCAGGAUUUUUAUUCGUUAAGACUGACAAUUAGAGAAUUUCUUUAGCAUAUCCUUUGUCGGACGGAUUAUCUAUAUUGUUGAGGACGUUCUUAUCCCUUUCAUAGUGCAGCAAACUUAUAAACGGUGGAGAGCAAGAAAUUGAGAAAAAUAAUGUUUUCUGCCGCCAUUGAACUAUUAUUGGAUAGUGGUCUCUUUUUAAUGGUGAUCAAGUAUUAUUCUCAUGAACCGUAAUUGACUCCCUGAUUUAGGUUUCUGUAUGGUGAUCAAGCUCGUUUUUUCGAUGAUGAGAUCCAUCCUGAUCUGAAGCAUUCUAAAACUGGCACCAUUGCUAUGGCAAGUGCUGGUAAGAAUUGCAAUGCAUCGCAGGUGAGUAAUGAGGUUUUUGAAGUAAGCAUGGUUUCUGAUUUUAUGUAGUGACCACCACCUGUAUCACAUAUUCAAAAUGUGAUAUCACAGUUAUGCCCAUAUAUUUUGAAACUGGCUCUGAAAAUUGGAAUAUUUUGAAACCUUCUAAUAUCCUUGAUUAUAAGUUACAUAACUAGAGCAACGAGGAUGUUUUAAAUUCUUUGUAUCCAUCGUAUGUGAAAUUUCAUCUAAAAUGGUUUAUGAUCCUCAACGUUUUUAUUACUAUUUGCAACUGAAUAUUCGUUAUAAUUUUGCAUCUCUUGAAAGUUCAAAGGAUUAAGCUGUUUAAUUAAUAAAAAUAUGCAUGAUAAUAAUGUUAACAUAUUCUUUCCAUCCACAUGUAUUUGCUUUCUCUGUUACCACCUCUCUGAUCCCAGAUCCAUUUUGCUGCUUCCAGUUUUAUUUCUCACUACGAGAUGAUCUUGACUAUCUUGAUGGGAAAAAUACGGUAUGUCCCUGGGUUCUCUUCUCGUUUAGUAUUUGAUUGUUAUGCAUAUCUUUUAAUCUAUUUAAAUACCAUGUUCCAAACCUGUUUUUCCAAAAUUUUAGGUGUUUGGUAUAGUUGAAGAACAAGAAGGCUUAGAAACAUUAGCUCGGAUUAAUGAAUCAUAUGUGGACUCCGAAGGAAGACCAUUCAAAGACAUCCGGUUUGUUCUUAUGCUGGUAUUUAUGAUUUUUUUUUCUUUUUCAUGAAACUUCAUUCAAGUUAAGAAGGCCAUUAAUUCUAAAUUAUGAAUAUACAAGGUUUUCUUAGCACUUCAUCUGCCAAAUGGAUGGAAAGAAUUUCUUAAAAACAUAUGUAACCAGGUACAAACCAGAUGAUUGAAAAGAAUUCAAUGGUUUUUGCCUCCAGUAUAUCCCAUUCAAUCUCUUUUGUUUCCAAAAGGAGGACGCUGAAUGAAAUCGUUUUAGUUCAGCGUAUGUGCCAAAAUAUGCUUCAUAAAUUUGCAGAGAACAUUCAUGCUAUGGUGGAAGAGAAAUUUGACUAAAGAGGCGUGAUAGGAGGUGGAAAACCUAGGUUUAGACGAAAUUUGAGUCAGUAGAAAUUUAGAAAUUGUGCACCAUACAAGGGAAGCAGAAAGUCACUUCCGAAAGUGUUCUCUUUCUUCUUCAUGCUUCUUGUUUCUACAUUAAUAAAUUAUUUUCUCUGGAAAAAAAAAACUUGCAACAGUAGAGUAAGCAAACGUAGGUCUACAGUGAUUCAUGUCUCUUGAAAUAUCCGUUUCUUAUGAAACUGAGAAAAAUUGACACAAAUUUUUCAAGAACAACGAAUAGCAGUUAUCUUUCAUUUGAGAUUCUCCCACCAGCCAUGCUGCCCCAGCUAAACAUCUAUCUGGUUGCAUGAUCGGAGUUUUUAUUCUUGUUAUACUCACAAGUUUUCCUUUAAGAAUGGCAGCAUACUUAUCUAAAAUAAUAAAUAAAUAAAUAAAAUAUCUGAAGUCAUACUAGCUGAACUCAAGCUUUCAUAAUUUGUUUAUUCAUAGUAAAAGUCACUAAUCUCGAAAUUCCUGAUAAAUCAAUCUAAAACUAUCUAUGAUAUUCAGUCAGGUGUAAAUUUUUCAAAGAUACCUCUCUUGUACAUUCAAAAGCAUCUUAAAAUGUGCCAUUAAACCUUUUGUCUCACCUUUUAUGAUGCAAAUAUUGCAACAGAAUUAAACAUACGUAUGUCCUGGAUGAUCCUUUUCCUGAUCCACCCCAGUUGGCUGAAUUUGUUCCUGAUAGAUCUCCCGAGGGCAAACCGGAUGAGGAAGUAAGCACAUUCCUGACCUACUUUACGGAGUUACGUAGUUGUUGUCAACAAUAACCCGUACUUAUUACAUUUCAGUAGAUAAUUUAUGAUGACACAUGGCAAUAUUAGUUAGUGCUCCUUUUUAUCAUGUUGUUUCCUACUUCGUAUUUUAUUAUGCUUUGAUCUAUUAUUGUCUAGAUUCAGAUUUUUGCUGCAAGUGAUUUCGCCACCCAUGUUCCAAUUUUGCACUUCGUCCUCUUUCCUCAAAAGAAAUGAAAAAUAUUAAAUGAGAAAAAUUAACUUAAUACUAAAAAGUGAUCUGUUAGUUGAAUAUGUUUGUAGGUGACAACAUUUUCUCUUAUACAUCAUGUAGCACUUGGAUCCGUCACUCUGUCAGGAAUCACACCAAAAGGUUUAGCAUCAAAAGCAGAAUCCUUUGAAGGGUUCUUAAUCCUCCCAGAGUCUUCAUUUUUAUCCAAUUCCAGGUAAAAUAGUCAAACGAACAUGACGCAGACCAUACAAGGAUAAUCACUCGGGGAAAAUCUCUUCUUCUCAAAUCAUAGCAAAAUUGCUAGUAAAAUGCAAUUACCCUGGCCACGAGAAAAGGAAACUACAUAGGUUAAGGAAACUGACCGACAGAAACUAACUCCUAAUUACACGUUUUCCCACAGGACAUAGUAUAUACUCUAGACUGACUGGCCAUAUAAGAGAACCAUUUAGAAAACAAUGGUGUAUAGUAUACGAUGUUUCAAAGAAUUUCAAAAACGUACAAUACAUGAUCAAGAUUGUUGUAAUGUUUAUCCAGCUGGUCCAGAGAAAUAUAGCUGGGAAGAUGAACUUGAGCCAGGCUUGUUGAAUACGACCAAUUAGGGAAAAAAUUGUGUUCUUAUUUCAUUGAUUUAUCACCUUGUAAAUGAGAGCAAAAUUGGCGGGUUUCCUUUGUUACUGUAGUAUUUAUAUGUUACUUUUUUCUUCUAAUUCACUAUGCUCGUUAUUGGCUUGCACUUUAUGGUGAUUAUUCCCACCAUAAGCAUAUGAAAAUCCUCUAGCUCCAGUUUUGCAUGGGGUUCAUGGAUUGUCAUAUCAUCACUUUAGUCUCCUCUACUUUUUCUGUUCUCUCCUUCAUAAUCUUCCUGAACCUCAAAUUUGGUCAUCAUUUAUUGGGAAGAGCCAUGCAUAACCAAAGCAAAAUAACGAUUGUCUAAAUACAUCUUACUAGCUGGCAUAUCCCUGGGCAGUGACUAUAUCUUUUCGACCUUGUAACUUCCUCUAAGCUUUUCUUGUUACCGUGGUUAGCUUUAUUUAUGUAUAUUUUUCUUAACUGGCGGAAUUACAGUUUUGAUUGACAUCUAGAAGGCCGCUCAUAAAUCCUGAAUAGUUCAAGCAUCAACGCUGAGUUCCUUUUAUUUUUUCAUGAGCGUUGCGUAUUAUAAAGAAAUACUGAUACCUCGACAUACGUCCUUAUUUUGGAAUGGAAAUAAUUUAGACGGCAGAGCCACGACUUGAAGAUGACUGGGUGCCAAUGGAUGAAACAAUAGGUGCAGCAGAACUUGAAGAGAAACUUCGUGCAAGGGAAGCACAUACUAAUGCCGCCAUUCUUGAAAGUGUAAGUUUUAUGCAAGCUUUCUCAUUUCGAAUCUAAUACUCUAACUUUAAUGAUAUUGUUUCUGAUCUGUGUAUAUAGAUCGGUGAUAUUCCCGAUGUUGAUGUAAAACCACCAGAGAAUGUCUUAUUCGUCUGUAAGCUUAAUCCAGUAACCCAAGUGAGUUAUCAUAUUGACUGGUUCAAACAUGGUUCAGUUUUUGCAUUAUCAUCCCUGAAGUAGACACUUAUGUAUUAUACUCAAAUGCAGGAUGAAGAUCUCUAUACAAUCUUUUCACGUUUUGGAAAUGUCAUAUCGUGAGUGAAACAGUGUUCCAUACAUACCAGAUGCUGGGUUGAUUUAACAUUAUCUUCUUCUUUAAUUUUUUUCUAAUAUUUUGUUUCAGCGCUGAUAUAAUUCGAGAUUGGAAGACUGGAGACAGCUUAUGCUAUGCUUUCAUUGGUGGGUGCCUUUAUGGUUAUGUAUUAACUCAUGUAGUAUCAGGAUUAAUCACCUUAUAGGAAGUUAUUGUUAUGCUUCCAUGCUAUCUAAUAAACAGCAGUCACAAAAGUGACGUCCGGUGCUAUGUUUUCUUUAGAUGUUCUAAAGAGGCUGAGUGGGAGAGAUACAAAGCUCAAUGAGGAACUUAUGCUUUGAGCAAGUUCUAUGUAGAGAGAUCAUCACGUGUAAUACAUGUUAGAAUGAUCUGGAGACCAUUUGCUGGGGAAAUCAGGUUGAGACACCCCUUGAGAGUGUACUGUAUUAUAAGAAAAUAUUCAUAUUAUUUAUGUAUUAUAUUCUAAUAUAGUUCUAUAAAUGCAGAAAGAAAAAAGCCUGAUUUCUGAGGAAAAGAAAGUCUUUUUUAUAAAUGGUAGCUUACAUGUUGAGUACAUUUCGCUGUUUUUAGAAAUAUUUCCUUAUUAUAAGUGCGUUACGUUCCCUGUUUCAGUUCGAAUGUAUGGAGUUUGUCAAAGGCCUGUUAGGAGGUUUAUGAGUACCCAGUUGCACUUCGUUGACCUUCCUCUUUGAAACAGAUUACUGCUGAUGGUCCUUUGUAUAAGCAAAGUGCAUUUUUGUUCUCUUUCUUAAAAGUCGCAUCUUCUUCUCUGUUACUAAGAGGUCCUUCUGGCUUCUUUCAGAGUUCGAGAACAAAGAGUCGUGUGAGAUGGCCUAUUUCAAGGUAUGCCUAUUUGGUUGCCACGUCCAUUAAGGCAUUUUCCUUCAGCAUAAUAUCUCCAUAUUUAGCAGUUAAUUGUUUGAAGGAUAGCGAGAAGAGAAAAAGAAAAAGAAAAAAAAAAGGGUAUGGGAGUAACUCUCAGGUUCCUCUUCUAUAUGAAUGAGAAAAGGAGAAGAGACCCAUUUAUGUAUGAAGUUUUCUUUCCAUAAUGAGAAAUAUCUCCAUGUUUAGCAGAUAAUUUAAUGGAGGAUGGGAAAAGAAAAGAAACAAGGUCGAUCAGUGAAUCCUAGCUUCCUCAGUUUCUAAGAGGAAAUAAGAGACAGACAGGUCUGGCAAUUAAGUAUGGCAUAAUUCCAUAGAUCUCAUUGUCAGCAGAUAACUGUUUGGAGGAUGUGAAGGUGUGCCAGGAAAUUUCAUCUUCUUUCCUCUUUUGGAUAAUAAAAAAGAAUAAUAUGUCAUUUGAUUUGCAUGAUUAGAAAUAUCUACAUUUGUAGCGAUUAUCUUAUCUUACCUUCCACUUAUUUUUUAUAGAAAAAAAAAGAAGAAAAACGUAUCGAUCAGGAUAUUCCUUCUUUUGCAUGAUUAGAAACAUCUCCAUGUUUUGAGGGUGGGAAAAUUAAAAGACAAAGAGGCGGUCUGUCAGAAAAAAUUAAAAAAACUUAUUAACUGUGUUUUUUUUUGCAUGAUCAUAAAAAUUUCCAUAUUUGGCAGUGAAUUCUUUGGAGAAUGGGAAAAGCAAAAGAAAAAGGCUCAGCCUGUUGAGAAAUCUUAGUUUCCUCUCUUUUAUGUCAGAAGAAGAGAAAUGGGGCUGAUUUUGUUAGCAUAUAUUUGGUUCUAUUCAAGCCAAUUGAAUCUUAUUUUUGAGCGAAUCUUAUUAGCACCCAUCGGUUAAAAAGUCAACGGGAAAUGGCGAAAAAGUAUGGCUGCUUAUCUUCGGCUUAUGAAAAAGGAAGCUGCUUUUCAUAUACUGCUAAAGUUUUCCUGAAUAUUUAUUUCUCUUAUGGGAAACCAGGGAUCCUUCUCCUGUGAAAUAGUUUGUGUUCUUGAAGCGCAGCAUGAGUGAUCCACAUUCAUGUAAGGUAAUGAUUUUAUGAUGUUUCUGAGUUGCUACAGAUGGACAACACACUAAUCGAUGACCGAAGAAUCCACGUUGACUUUAGCCAAAGUGUUUCCAAACUAUGGGCCAAGUACAGGCACGGCAAAAAGAACCAAGCAAAUGAGGGUAAUCUCGAUGGGUUGACUUUUCCUGAAGUCAAACUCGUGGACCAUGCAUGGGUUGACGCUUCCUCCUCUUAUCCAUCCACAGGCGGGGGAUGCUUCAAGUGCGGCGCCCCUGAUCACAUCGCCAAGGACUGCACUCAAGGCCCAGGCGGCCUCCAGGGAGGCCAGAAAUAUGUCCUCAAGGAUAACAAUGUUCAGCAUGGAGGGUCAGACAACCAAAGGUCUCUCUCUCUCUCUCUCUCUCUCUCUCUCUCCCUGGAUAGAAAUAUAUCAAGAUCUGUGACUAUGGAAGUUUACUUGCAGCUAUGAGAUGGUGUUUGAUGGGGAUACGUUAGAAGGUGAGGACAGAAAAGGGGACGGAACAAAGAGACAGAAGACAGAGAGACCUCACAGAGGGCAAGACAGGAGAGAAGAGCACCACCAUGACCGCAGAAGCGACAGGCAUGGCCAUGACAGAGGGAGGUCGCGCGAAGAAGAUGAGAGGGGCCGACAGAGCAGGGAGGAGGAGAAGGCGAGAGAAGACACAGAAAGGCGCGGAAGUCACAGGGAGAGCCGAAGACACGAUGACGGUCGUAGAGAGAGAAGCGUUGAGAGAGAAAGACGGCGCUGGAGGGACGACCGAGAGGAAGAAGACGGCUCCAAGGAUGGUAGAGGUCACCGGAAGGAGGCCCCGGGGAGAGAGAGCCGCCAUGGCGAGCGACCCAGGAAGGACUACGACUACGAGGAUCGGCACAUCAAGAGCAAGGAUCGAGAGGUAGCUGAUGACAGGCAGAGAAGGUCUCGAGACGAGAAAAGAAGAUGA
Spirodela intermedia is the source of this 8185-nucleotide messenger RNA. The record is from the annotation of a GenBank genome assembly. NCBI's taxonomy places the organism in Eukaryota, Viridiplantae, Streptophyta, Magnoliopsida, Alismatales, Araceae.